Acaulospora morrowiae is the source of this 224-nucleotide messenger RNA. Lineage: Eukaryota; Fungi; Glomeromycota; Glomeromycetes; Diversisporales; Acaulosporaceae. The record is from the annotation of a GenBank genome assembly.
CUGAGAUAGGUCAUGUAAGUGAAAUGAAUAAUGUUUGUUAUCGAGAUGAAAUUGGAGUUGAAAGGACAAACAUAAUGUAUACGGCAUUCGAAUAUUAUCAAAAAUCGGUUGAGAUGGUCGGUUGGCAAUGUGAAAAAAGAAUAAGAGUUGGAAAGGAUGAAUUCAAGGCAUUCCAAUAUUAUAAAAAAUCGGCCGAUAUGUAUGGUUGGAAUUAUGUCAUUUAA